UAGCCCUAUAGUCUGACUGGGUAGGACGUGUGCUUCUGCAGUUGCUUGAAAAUAUAAUCAUUUUUCAUACACAUACACAUACGCACACGAAGCCGGGAAAGACGGAACAACAACAACAAACGUCGGCUUUUUCAUACGCUAUCGACGGCAACGUUAUCUUUGCCGUAUUCAUCGUUACAAAGAAAAAGCCACUGAUUGACAAAACCAAAACUGACUGUGGCAUCGUUUCGUGCAUUCGUUUCUUCGUUUGCCAUCCAGCAAACUUGAUUUUUGAAAAUUGGUGAUUGAAAGCAGCUUUGUCGGCAAAACCAACGGGUGAUCUUCAAACACAUUCAGACGCAAUUGUCUAACUGGAAACUAUUCAUUAUGCCUAAUGAAAGGGUUUGCAGAUAAGAUGACGGAUCAUCAGGUAUUGCCAAACACAACGAGCACCACUUCUCCAACCAUGGGUCUACAAGCGCAUCCUUGCAGCAACAAGCGGACAAUUGAGGGAUUAGAAGAGCCGGCCGGCCGGACUCAACAGAAUCAUCAUUAUAAUAAUAAUAAUCAGCAAGUCUACCAAGUGCACGGCGGUCCGCGUGCUGCCAAACAGCAAUGUACUAUCCGAGUCGGAGUAGAAGCUCCCGACCAUUUAACCACGUUGGUGUCGAGCACUUGCAACUCUGGCACGGAAUCGGUAACCAACAACAACAACAGUUGGUAUCGAGAUGUCCAGCAACAACAUGCUCCCGAUUAUGAAACGUACGUCAACGGAUUCAAUGCUGCUGAAGUUCGAGCAUCGACGCCUUACUCUGCGUCGUCGACGUAUUAUUCGAGUACAUCGACACAUAGCACAGAAAAUGUGGCCGUCCCUGCCGUCGAAUACUCUUCCUACGCUAACAAUGGUUCCAGCAACGUCCAGUACUCCAGCCAAAAUGUCUAUCAGAACCUGACGUCCAUGCUGCCCGUCGCCAAUGGAGGCGGAGAGUCGCUGGCGGAUCGAUUCGAACGCGUGUGCAGCAGCCCUCGCCCGUACGUCCAGUACAGCGGCGGUCGCGAAGAUCCCACUGGAUAUCAUUACGGAGGAAACAACGAGUCCAGGUCGGAUGAACGCUAUUGGACGUUUGGCUACACGGCAGCUUGUCCUAGAAAGACGGGCCCUGCUGGGUACGCAAAAUGCAAUAGUAGUUACAACGGCUACAAUGGUGAGAAUGGAUUCAGUCAUCAUAAAGCGACGUCAAAUGGCUACCAACAGCAGCAGCAGCAGCAGUUGGGCGGACAGACGAUCCAGCGUGAUGAAAACGGCAAGUCCUAUUUGGAACUUGGUGCCAAAGCGGCUGUCCAGCCAGAAUGGACUCGCCCCCAAAUGUGGCCUGCUAGUAAUAAUGGCCAACAACAACAGCAACAUUACGCUGUUGCUCCUCCUACGCCAUUGGUCAAAUCUUGCUCGAAAUGCGGGCAUGUCCUUUUAAAUCCAGCUCGAUCUCUACCGCAACCUUGCUAUCGACAUCAACGGCUCUCUGUCCUGUCACUUUCCAUGCUCAAACUCAACAGAUAUCGGCAGUGUUCCGAUCCCAGUCUUCAUCGUUCUGUUCUCAUAUGCAACACUUUGCGUCAUAUCGAGGAUGAGAUGGAAAGAGAAGGACCAACUGAAACGUCGUCUGCUCCGACGUCUUCAGCAGCCAACAGUUGUGAUACUUGUUGUUGUUCUCAUUGCGGUACAGUUUUCAACAAGACCGACAACUACGGCAACGACAACAGUGCCAGCAAUGGUACCAACAACAGUGUCGGUGUCUAUGAUACAACGCCGGAAACGAACUUCAUUAAUGCUGGCGAGUACGGUGGUAGUCAGAGUAGCACAGCAACAACAACAGCAGCGACGACCACUACUACAAUUGCAGCUAGCUCUAAAUCAAAUUCGGUGGUGCAUGCAGAUGAAGACGAUUCCGGUUUUGGCGACGAAGAUAGUCGAGAUAUCGACUGGAGUUCAGUUUUUAGCAUGUCGACAACAUCGGGGUUUGACGUGGCUAGUGGCAAUUCGAACGCCGGCUCAUCAGAUUCGUAUCUGUGCGAUUCAAACUCUUCGGAUCCGUCUUUAUUUGCUGGUGCGGAGCUCGUCAGCGAGUUGGGCCUUUCCAAUUGGAAGACUAGCCAUUGCGGAUCGGCUACGAAUGGUCAUAGUGGUGGCCCUACAUCCUGGACCAGUGACGCUUCCGACUUUUCCGGUGUUAGAUGGAAAAGUGAAUUGGGCGAUGAACUGGAGGGUUUCGUCCACAUCCUCGUUGGUUCCUAGUAUUUCCGCUCUCUUAUCCCCCAAACGUUGCUCUCUCGAGAUUGUCAAUGAAAACUUCCAAUUGCUCAAGUGAAACACAGAGAGAUUUGUUAAAAGAAACAAAAAUUAUUGUUCUGACACCAAUGAAUCAGUGAUGCUUUUUACAGCGUAUCCUAAUUUCAGCCCUGGACAAAUCACGGACAGCUCCUCCUACAAAGAUAUCCUCCCAUCUGUUGUUGUGUACAUACUGUGUACAAAAUGUAUUGUGUCGAAUUCAAUGUUCAAUCAUAUGUAAUCACAAUCUUGCGGCAAGCCAUAUCCAAUACAAAAAAAAAAAAGAA
Molecule: messenger RNA, 2592 nt
Organism: Daphnia carinata
Lineage: Eukaryota; Metazoa; Arthropoda; Branchiopoda; Diplostraca; Daphniidae
Exons: 2
Coding region: 374-2272 (632 amino acids)
Cellular component (GO): nucleus
Molecular function (GO): transcription regulator activity
Source: RefSeq, a predicted model, not a curated record